Anoplophora glabripennis (Asian longhorned beetle) is the source of this 426-nucleotide messenger RNA. RefSeq lists its product as uncharacterized. The transcript is spliced from 3 exons. NCBI's taxonomy places the organism in Eukaryota, Metazoa, Arthropoda, Insecta, Coleoptera, Cerambycidae. The record is from RefSeq and is a predicted model, not a curated record. Bases 1 to 426 code for a protein of 141 amino acids.
AUGUCAAAAAGGCACGUUGCAUAUAUAAAACCGGACGAACCAAGUUUUUUAAAGAAACUGAAACAGCAAGCUGGUUUUACAGAGGGUCCAACGGUAGACACUAAACGUGAAGGUUUGGAUGCUGUUGCUGACGAGGAUUUGCAGGACACAGAGGAGGAACAACCAACAGUAGUUGUUUUAAAAUCAGGAGAUUUAACUGCCGAAGAAGCUGCUCAAGAAGCAGAGAAGUUGAGGAAGGAAACAGAGGAAGCCCCGGCUGAUCUAAGUUCCCGAAUAGUGUUUAAAGCCCCUGGUAAAUCCAAAUCUUUAGAAAAGCCCGAAGAAAAAUCCUCCAAGAGAAAAAAGGAUUCGAAGGAUAAAGAUUCAAAAAAAUUAAAAAACAAGAAAUUGUUGUCAUUUGACGAAGAAGAGGACGAGGACUAUUAA